UAAAUUUUCAAGCACACACAAAGAUAGAAAAAAAAAAAAAAAGAAAAAAGAUGGAAGAAGUGAAACUGUUUGUAGAAUAUGAUGAUGAUUAUAUGUUAUAUGCAUCAAUAUCAUCAUCAUCAGAAAUUAUAUGUUGUAGAAUAUGUCAUGAAGCAGAGUUUGAAAGUGCUAGAAAUUUAGAAGCUCCUUGUUCUUGUUCUGGGACUGUUAAGUUUGCUCAUAGAGAUUGCAUACAAAGAUGGUGCGAGGAAAAAGGGAAUACAACUUGUGAAAUUUGUCUUCAGAACUUUGAACCUGGCUACUCAUCACCUAUAAAACUUAUCCAUCAAGUAAGCUUGGAAGUGCCUGAAAGAGAGCUUAAUAAUGCUGCCAUAAUAGAACAAGAAGAAAACUUGCUUGAAACUGAAUAUGAUCAAGAGUGUUCAUCUGCAGCUGAUACAAGUGCUUCUGUAUGCAGAUUUUUGUGCCUCACUCUUACCAUUUUUCUACUGGCGAGACAUUCCUGUGCAGUGUUGAUAGGAGGGACAGGGGAUUACCCGUUUUCCCUCUUGACACUGUUACUUUUGAGAGCUACUGGGAUAUUACUCCCUAUGUACAUAAUCAUGCGGUCAGUUAAUGCCAUCUAUAACAGCAUCACACGUCGUCAUCAGAGAAUGACAGAAGCCAGCAGCAUAGAGUCUAUGUAGACUGAUUUAGGAUGGAUAUAUGAUAUCUCACGAUAUAGAUGUAUAGCUAUAUUGAAGCAGUGGAGAGUACAAUACGUCAGUAAAAAAAGUGAAGGCAUUUGCAAGUGUGUAUAUAUAGACUACGCAAACAGAGGUUGAUAGAAACCAAAUAUUGCAAGAAUAGCAAACAUGAUGCAUGUAUAUUGUAAUGCAAGUUUUAUUAAUGAAAUAUACAUAAUCUUGAAUCUGCAUA
Messenger RNA from Erigeron canadensis, 918 nucleotides. RefSeq names its product E3 ubiquitin-protein ligase MARCHF8-like. Gene Ontology annotation, biological process: protein ubiquitination. The record is from RefSeq and is a predicted model, not a curated record. Gene Ontology annotation, cellular component: membrane. The coding region runs from base 51 to 686 and encodes 211 amino acids. The transcript has 7 exons. NCBI's taxonomy places the organism in Eukaryota, Viridiplantae, Streptophyta, Magnoliopsida, Asterales, Asteraceae. Gene Ontology annotation, molecular function: zinc ion binding; ubiquitin-protein transferase activity.